This is a messenger RNA of Neurospora tetrasperma FGSC 2508, 279 nucleotides long. RefSeq lists its product as uncharacterized. NCBI's taxonomy places the organism in Eukaryota, Fungi, Ascomycota, Sordariomycetes, Sordariales, Sordariaceae. Bases 1 to 279 code for a protein of 92 amino acids. The transcript has 2 exons. The record is from RefSeq and is a predicted model, not a curated record.
AUGAUCAAGUUGAGUGGAUGUCAGUGUCCAGGGGCUUUCAUUGAAACCCAAGGUCCGGCUCCUUCAACACUGCGGGUAGAGCCAGCCGGAAAGCAAGAAUAUCAGAUGGACAACCAGGUGCAUGUUGACGCCGGAACAAAGUGCAACAAGGAAUCCCCAGCGGGAAGCUCAGCCCACGUUGUCAUUGUUGGUGGGGCUCAUUCAGAAUCGUCAAACGCAUCAAGGAGUCCGAGCGGGACUCCUUCGCCAGCGGGGUUCAGCUCGCUGACGGUCGGCUAG